AUGGUCAGGAGCCAACAAAUACUGUCUGACAAAAACCUACGGUGGAGUGCUGGUCAUCUGGAGCAACGUCGGAACCUUGCAGAAAGAGCGAGAUACGAGAAGUUGUCUACGGGUUGUCCGACCACCUCGUCCCUUAAUGUUUAUUUUUGGAUUCAGAUGUACUAUUAUUUUGAAGUCUUCAAAAAGGCAAAGAACAUGAACACUUGGGUAGACACGAUGAAAGUUCUUUUCAAUGGGCCCGGUUGGCACCCUGGCACCCCUCGCUUGGGUGAUCCCAGCGCUUCUUCAGACGUCCAAGCGAAUAGGGCCAAGUACGAUCCUCGACUCCCCAUAUGGCAAGAGGUCUAUGUUGUGCUGCAGUAUUUCCUUGCACUCUUUCUGCAACAGGUCCUCAUAGCAAAAUUAUCGACGUCCUCGUGGGCAAGCGUCCUCCUGAUGUCAACCUUCAUCUGCUCUCCGUCGACUGCAUCGGAGCCAAGCUGUAACGACGGCUGGUGGUGGUCUCCCCUCGCCGAAACCGCCCGUUGUGCCGCCUUUGUAGUUUACGCCCGCGGUACGCCCAUCUCCAAGAGUACAUUCUUGGAUACUUGUUUGGUGGUUUAUUUUACUCUGUCGGCGUUGGUGUGGAUGGCUUAUAGUUUCAAGGUUCUCAUCAAAGGUUCUAAGGAAGUGGCGAAGACAGAAUGA
This is a messenger RNA of Penaeus monodon (black tiger shrimp), 687 nucleotides long. RefSeq names its product alkylglycerol monooxygenase-like. Gene Ontology annotation, cellular component: endoplasmic reticulum. The transcript has 4 exons. The coding region runs from base 1 to 687 and encodes 228 amino acids. NCBI's taxonomy places the organism in Eukaryota, Metazoa, Arthropoda, Malacostraca, Decapoda, Penaeidae. The record is from RefSeq and is a predicted model, not a curated record.